Molecule: messenger RNA, 1443 nt
Organism: Dentiscutata erythropus
Lineage: Eukaryota; Fungi; Glomeromycota; Glomeromycetes; Diversisporales; Gigasporaceae
Source: the annotation of a GenBank genome assembly
AUGACACCGGCUGAGCAUAAAUGUGACAUCAUAAAACUUGCACCAUUUGCACUAUCUAGGGACUUUAAAAAAAUACAUUUGUUUGUUUUCAAGGUGACUUUUGCGAACAGGUCUACUUUUUCACCGAUGCCCCAAGAACAGAAGCAAAAGAAGAAACGGGUUCCAAUCACUGCCCUCACCAAGCAAGAGAUAUGCAUUAAAAAAAGAGAAAAUAUGAAACUCAGGGACGAAGACCUCGCCAAAGAAUAUGGCCUUGACCGAAGUACGAUCACAAAGAUCCUCAAACAAAGAGAUAAAUGGUUAGCCAUAGACCCAAACUCAAACUAUGCUAAACAAAAGACACAAAAGUCUCCAAAGUUUCCACAAAUUGAAGAAGCUUUGGCUCAAUGGUUGACGGUGACCAUUUCUCAGGGAAAUGCCGUCAGCGAUGGUCAGCUCCAAGAGAAAGCACUCGAAUUUGCCCAGAUGUAUGGGCUUCGUAAUGAGUUUCAGGCCUCAAAUGGGUGGAUAUCAAAAUUCAAAAAUCGUCAUCAAGUUCGUAGUGGCGAUAGUUCGGGUGCUCCGGAUGUCUCUUUACAGAUUCCACCUCAAUCAGUGCCUAUCACUGGGACGGUAUUAUCUCCACCUGAACAUUCAAAUUAUAGUAGUACAGUGAGUUUGCCACCCACCUCCAACUACACAACAUCUCAGUCAAUAACUUCUACGUCAAACAGAACGAACGGGACAAACGCGCUAAUUGGUUCUGCUUCUAGCUCUCCUUAUAUUUUUGGGGCUUCGACGUCAAACUCAAUGGGACCUCAUUACAUUCCUUCUAGGAUAUACCCUGUAUCAACAACCAUUGCGCCUCAUAUCCCACUGGAAAAUGCAGCGUUUAUAUUCUGCGAUUAUCAGAAUGAUGUUAUUGGCAUGUUCCAAACCAGCAAUACUUUAAAUCAAUUCUUAACACGUUCAAAACAGCUAUUUACCGCCGUUCAUCAGGCACAGCAAAAGAAAAACAUCAGCUGCUUCUCUGUUGGUCUUUAUUUCCGUCCUGGUUAUCCCGAAGUUUCUCCAAAUAACCGCCAUUUUGAAAACUUGAAAAGUUUAGGAAGACUCGUUGACGGUACUAAAGGUGCUGAGUUCAUUGAUGGAAUGGUACCAAGAGAUAAUGAUAUUGUAAUUCAAAAACGCCGCACCGAUGCAUUUUACAACACUGAUCUUCAGAUGAUUCUUGAAUCCAGAAACAUCCAUCACAUAAUCCUAUCUGGUAUUGCAACGGGUGAUGUAAUUCUAUCCACAACCCGUUCUGCUGCUGACAGAGAUAUGAGUAUCACUGUUGUGAGAGAUUGUUGCUUUGAUGGAAGUGAUAUGGUUCAAAACGUGUUAAUGGACGAAAUCUUCCCCAAGCAAGGCGUUAUGGUGGUUUCUUUUGAAGAAAUUGUAAAUGGUUUAAGAUCAAUUUAA